This is a messenger RNA of Linum trigynum, 1967 nucleotides long. The record is from the annotation of a GenBank genome assembly. NCBI's taxonomy places the organism in Eukaryota, Viridiplantae, Streptophyta, Magnoliopsida, Malpighiales, Linaceae.
AGUUACUGACUAUGCAUCAAACAAAAUACACGGAUGAUAAAUCCUUUUAAAAAUCUCAAAGUCCUCCAUGAAGAGAAAUCACAUUUGUUUCUUAAGAAAAUUAAUAAAUAAAAAAUACGAACUUUGACCGUCAAAAUCAACUUGUAAUAAAAAAAUUAAGUUAUUCUAAUUCAAUCCAAUAUGACUCAAUUAGUUCACCAUUAUCCACUGCAUAGCGCUAGGCGCUAGCCAAUUAUCUAGUAAUUAAUAAAAAGGUAAGAAGGUAACGGAAAAAAGUGGCCCUCCCCCUAACGCCAAUUACUCAUUAUUAUUAUUAUUAUUAUUAUUAUUAUUAUUAUAUUCUUACUCUCUAUUUCUUUCUUCUUAUUUGAGCCAAACACCGGUGUAUAACUGAUUCUUAAUACCGGUUAAACAACGAUUAUUCGAUAAAUCUUGAACUUUCUACUAAUCCGGAUCGAUCUAUGAUUUGGUUUUCACAACACUGCAAAAAGGACUCUUUUAUCCACCGUGUCAUUGAUGCCGGAUGAGAUGACCGGGAAAAUGAAGGAAAACAUUUCCAUUUUCCAGUUUGUAUGGCUACCGUUCCAGGUUUCAUAAUUUCUACCAUCUCUGGACUUCUUCUAUAGCGACUGGUAAAUAUUUCCACUUUCCAGUUUCCACCGCCGGUCGCCAUCUCCUCUGCUCUCCUUCCAGUUACAACUCCAUCUCUCUAUCCCACUUCACCGCCGCCCGCCGGGUCAUGGCUUCUCCGUCACUCGUUCGGCAACCGCCGCAAAUCUCUUCCGCCUCCACCUACUGCGCUCCCACCAUCUUCUCCGCUUGCUCGCCGACGAGCCGCUCAGUUCCAUCUCCUUACAGAGAUCGCCGACAUCUCCCUCAUCGCCCUUUCUACUGUAAAGCUACAUGGCAAGAGGUUGCCGGAGUGGUGGUGUUCUCGGCGAUUCCAUUCACCGCCGUCAAAGCCAUCGCAAAUAGCUCGCUGGGGGAGACGCUUCGGUCGCGUAUGGAGGAGAAGAAGAAAGCCGCGAUCCAACAGUCCUCAAAAUUCCGGGAACUCACACAAAAGGCCCGACGAGAUAGCAUUUGGUAUGGAGAAGACCGUCCUCGCUGGCUGGGUACAAUUCCCUACGACUAUCCUGCUCAUCUCGCCGGAGACCUGCCGGGCGAUUAUGGCUAUGACGUUGCUAAUCUCAGUAAAGACCCUGUGGCUCUCCAGAGAUACUUCAACUUCGAGUUACUGCAUGCUCGAUGGGCAAUGUUAGGAGCUUUGGGCGCUGUUAUUCCUGAAGUAUUGGAUUUAGGUGGCGCAUUCCAUUUUACUGAACCUGUCUGGUGGAAAGUUGGAUAUUCCAAGCUUCAGGGAGAUACGUUGGAUUAUCUGGGUAUCCCAGGUCUCCACUUUGCUGGAAGCCAAGGAAUACUUGUCAUUGCUAUCUGCCAAGUCCUCCUGAUGGUUGGACCUGAGUAUGCAAGAUACUGCGGCAUUGAGGCUUUGGAGCCCUUGGGAAUCUACUUGCCGGGUGAUGAGAACUACCCAGGCGGCUCAUUGUUCGAUCCACUGAACUUUGCAGUGGAGCCAGUGGCAUUUGAAGAGCUGAAGGUGAAAGAGAUCAAGAAUGGACGACUGGCGAUGGUUGCCUGGUUAGGGUUCUAUAUUCAAGCAGUCGUGACAGGUAAAGGCCCUAUUCAGAACCUCGUGGAGCAUGUCUCGGAUCCGUUUCACAACAAUGUGCUUUCAGUUCUGAAGAUUAUGUAAGCGGUAGGGAUAUUAGCAACCUUAGCUUCCAUGUUGUGCAUAAAAGGAAGUAGGGUUGUUUUGGUCUGUCGUUCAAAAUUGUACAGCCUACAUUUCCUAAAAGCUUUGAUUAUGCAUUUUAUUCAAGGAUGAAAUUUGUAGACAAGAGGCUAAAUUGGGUAACCUAAGCAAAUGGAAUUUGUGGUGGGAGAAAUAAAAAAUUGGAUUACAA